UCAGAUUCUGGGAAGCUGGCGCCGCGGCUGCUGUUUUGGGAUUUCUAAGAUGUCAGGUUCCUCUGGGGAGCAGGCUCCUCCCUACAGGUCCAUCCUGAGCAUUAGUGACGAGGCAGCCAGGGUGCGGGCCCUGAACGAGCACCUCAGCACGCGUAGCUAUGUCCAGGGGUACUCACUGUCCCAGGCAGACGUGGACCUGUUCAGGCAGCUCUCGGCACCCCCCGCUGACCCGCGUCUCUUCCACGUGGCCCGCUGGUUCAGGCACAUAGAAGCCGUCCUGGGUGGCCCCUGCGGCAGAGGCGAGCCCUGUGGGCGCCAAGCAAGUAGAGGCCGGCGGGGGCAGCCUCAGUGGUGUCCUCCAGCUGGGUCCCCUCCGUGCAAGCUUCGCCUGUACAACAGCCUCACCCGGAGGAAGGACGUGUUCGUGCCUCAGCACGGGCGGAGGGUGACGUGGUACUGCUGCGGGCCGACUGUCUACGACGCAGCUCACAUGGGCCACGCCAGGUCCUACAUCUCCUUCGACAUCCUGCGGAGGGUGCUGCGCGACUACUUCGGGUACGACGUCUUCUACUGCAUGAACAUCACAGACGUGGACGACAAGAUCAUCAAGAGGGCCCGGCAGAACCACCUGUUUGAGCGGUACCGGGAGAAGCAGCCGCGGGCGGCCCAGGUGCUGCAAGACGUUCACGCCGCCCUGAAGCCGUUUUCAGCCAAGUUACGGGAGACCGCGGACCCCGACCGGAGGCAGAUGCUGGAGCGCACCCGGCGAGCGGUGGAGCUGGCGGCCGAGCCGCUGCAGACGGCUGUGCAGAGUGGCCAGGCCGAGGCGGCCGACAGCUGCGCCGAGGUGCUGCUGGAGGAAGCAAAGGACUUGCUCUCAGACUGGCUGGACGGCAGCCUCGGCCAUGAGGUCACCGACAACUCCAUCUUCUCCAAACUGCCCAAGUUCUGGGAGGAGGAGUUCCACAGAGACAUGGAGGCGCUGAACGUCCUCCCUCCAGACGUCUUAACCCGCGUUAGCGAGUAUGUGCCGGAGAUUGUGAACUUCGUCCAGAAGAUUGUGGACAAUGGUUACGGCUACGCCUCAAACGGGUCCGUCUACUUUGAUACGGUGAAGUUUGCGUCCAGCGAUAGACACUCCUACGGGAAGCUGGUGCCCGAGGCUGUGGGGGACCAGAAAGCCCUGCAGGAAGGAGAAGGUGACCUGAGCAUCUCGGCAGACCGUCUGAGUGAGAAGCGGUCCCCUAAUGACUUCGCCCUGUGGAAAGCCUCCAAGCCAGGCGAGCCAUCCUGGCCGUGCCCCUGGGGAAAGGGGCGUCCGGGAUGGCACAUCGAAUGCUCUGCCAUGGCGAGUGCGCUCCUGGGGGCCUCGAUGGACAUUCACGGAGGGGGCUUCGACCUCCGGUUCCCCCACCACGACAACGAGCUGGCCCAGUCGGAGGCCUACUUCGAGAAUGACUGCUGGGUCCGCUACUUUUUGCACACGGGUCACCUGACCAUCGCGGGCUGCAAGAUGUCCAAGUCGCUCAAGAACUUCAUCACCAUCAAAGACGCCUUGAAGAAGCACUCUGCGCGGCAGCUGCGGCUGGCCUUUCUCAUGCACUCCUGGAGGGACACGCUGGACUACUCGAGCAACACCAUGGAGUCGGCACUGCAGUACGAGAGGUUCCUGAACGAGUUUUUCCUAAACGUGAAAGGCGUCCUCCGAGCUCCCGUGGACGUGACUGGUGGGUUUGAGAAGUGGGAAGACGAAGAAUUGGAGCUGAACAGGAGCUUUUACGGCAAGAAGGCGGCAGUUCACGAAGCCCUGUGUGACAACGUCGACACGCGCACGGUCUUGGAAGAAAUGAGGGCUCUGGUCAGCCAGUGCAACCUGUACAUGGCGGCCCGGAAGGCUGCCCGGAGGAGGCCCAACCGGGCACUGCUGGAACGCAUCGCCCUCUACCUCACCCACAUGCUGAAGAUCUUCGGGGCCAUUGAAGAAGAAAGCACCCUGGGGUUCCCAGUAGGAGGACCUGGAACCAGCCUAGAUCUGGAGGCCACAGUCCUGCCCUACCUGCAGGUGUUGUCCGAGUUCAGAGAAGGCGUGCGCAGGAUCGCCCGGGAGCAGAAAGUCCCUGAGGUCCUGCAGCUCAGCGACGCCCUGCGGGACGACAUCCUGCCCGAGCUCGGCGUGCGGUUAGAAGAUCACGAAGGGCUGCCGACCGUGGUCAAGCUGGGGGACAGAGAGGCCUUGCUGCGGGAGAGAGAGGAGAAGAGACGGGCUGAAGAAGAGAAGAGGAAGAAGAAGGAGGAGGCCGCCAGGAAGAAACAGGAACAAGAGGCGGCGAAACUGGCCAAGAUGAAGAUCCCACCCAGUGAGAUGUUCUUGUCGGAGAGUGACAAGUACUCCAAGUUCGAUGAAAACGGUCUGCCCACACAUGACAUGGAAGGCAAGGAGUUGAGCAAAGGGCAAGCCAAGAAGCUGAAGAAGCUCUUUGAGGCCCAGGAGAAGCUCCACAAGGAGUACUUGCAAAUGGUGCAAAACGGAAGCUUCCAGUGAAACCUCGGGGACUGGGCUCUAAGCCACCGGUGGCAGGACUUCCUGUCCGCAUUCCUCAGUGACCGCGUCCCGGGUUCUGACCCUGUUUACAGCGGUGCCCGGGGCCUGAGCCC
This is a messenger RNA of Lontra canadensis (Northern American river otter), 2655 nucleotides long. It is a transcript of the gene CARS1, whose product is annotated as cysteinyl-tRNA synthetase 1. Gene Ontology annotation, cellular component: cytoplasm. The transcript has 23 exons. Gene Ontology annotation, molecular function: ATP binding; cysteine-tRNA ligase activity. The record is from RefSeq and is a predicted model, not a curated record. Lineage: Eukaryota; Metazoa; Chordata; Mammalia; Carnivora; Mustelidae. Bases 50 to 2542 code for a protein of 830 amino acids. Gene Ontology annotation, biological process: cysteinyl-tRNA aminoacylation.